This is a messenger RNA of Amborella trichopoda, 2990 nucleotides long. RefSeq names its product putative potassium transporter 17. Gene Ontology annotation, cellular component: membrane. The record is from RefSeq and is a predicted model, not a curated record. Gene Ontology annotation, molecular function: potassium ion transmembrane transporter activity. NCBI's taxonomy places the organism in Eukaryota, Viridiplantae, Streptophyta, Magnoliopsida, Amborellales, Amborellaceae. Gene Ontology annotation, biological process: potassium ion transmembrane transport.
ACCUCAAAAGUUAGUAAAAACAAGUUAGUUCGAUAACAAAAAACCUCUAAUCCCCCCCUGAUCUCCAACAAAAACCUUUGUUCUCUUUUUAAGAUUCAGAAAGUACUUUGGUUUUUGUGCGAGAAAGAAGAAAGGGUUUACCCAACUGUUACGCAGUUGGAAGAAGAGAGAAUUUCCGCAUAAAGAAAAAAAAUGAAGAGAGAGAAAGUGACUAUGGGAAGAGAGAGAAAGUGACAAUUGAGCUCCUUUGCAGUGUGAAAAAAGCCCCAAUGUUCAGCCACCCAUGAUUUGCCUGUAAAACGAUAACUCUCCCGCCACUCAGAAUUUCAUUUAGAGAGAAGGCAACUUUAAGAGUUGGAUGUUUUAGAGAGAGAAAAUCAAGCGUUGGGUUGAGGUUGGGUCACUGGUUAGACCUCCAUGGAACGCGAACUGGAGCCUAGGGGCUCUGUAACUUCACUCCCGCACUGUGAAAUCCAUGUAAAUGGGGCUUCUGAUUGCUUGAUUGAGGAUGGUGUGGACCCGAAUCCUCGAAUAUCGGCUCUGGCCUCCCAUGGCCAUGCACCCCAAUUGGCCCAUGAGAAUGAGGAUGCUGGUAAGUGGAGGACUGUUGUUCUUGCUUAUAAGACUCUUGGUGUUGUGUUUGGGGGCCUUGUUACUUCUCCUCUUUAUGUUUACCCUUCAAUGAGGUUGACGUCUCCGAGCAAGGCAGAUUAUUUGGGGAUUUACUGUAUUAUAUUUUGGACUCUUACUUUAAUUGGGGUUGUGAAGUAUGCCUUAAUAGCACUCAAAGCCAAUGAUCAUGGUGAAGGAGGUACCUUUGCCCUCUAUUCACUGCUUUGCAGGCAUGCUGAUGUUGGCAGCAUUUCGUCAAGAAAGUCAAAUUCCAGCAUGCGCCUUUCACACUGUGGUAUAUAUGCCACUCCUGAUAAGAGUUACCUGGUGAAGUUCAUUGAACAAAGUGUAAUUGCAAGGAGGUUGCUGCUUUUUGUUGCAAUGCUUGGGGUGUGCAUGCUAAUUGGUGAUGGCAUUCUUACUCCUGCUAUAUCAGUCUUAUCUGCAAUGGAUGGUUUAAAAGGUCCCUUCCACUCGAUUAGUCAAUCUGCUAUUGAGGCUCUUUCUGCUGGGGUUUUGAUCAUAUUGUUUCUUGUACAAAAAUUUGGCACUUCAAGAGUGAGCUUCCUUUUCUCUCCUAUCAUGGCUGCCUGGACUUUCAGCACUCCAAUCAUAGGAGUGUAUAGUAUUUUGAAGUACUACCCAAGUAUUUUUAAGGCUUUGUCACCCCAUUAUGCUGUGCUAUUCUUCCUGAGAAAUGGGAAAAAAGCGUGGCUGUUACUCAGUGGCAUUGUGUUGUGCAUAACUGGUUCUGAAGCCAUGUUUGCAGAUCUUGGUCAUUUCAGUCAGAGAUCAAUUCAGAUAGCUUUCUUAUUCACCAUAUACCCUUCUCUGGUCCUGACUUAUGCGGGGCAAACAGCAUAUCUGAUUAUUAAUCCCAAUGAUCACAGUGAUGGGUUUUACAAGUUUGUUCCUAAGCCUAUUUACUGGCCCAUGUUUGUGGUAUCAACACUGGCUGCUACAGUUGCAAGUCAAUCGUUGAUCUCUGCUACCUUCUCUGUCAUAAAGCAGGCAGUUGUCCUUGAUUACUUUCCACGACUUACGGUGAAGCACACUUCUAGAAGCAAAGAGGGCGAGGUUUACUCCCCAGAAGUCAACUACAUCCUUAUGGUUUUAUGCAUCGCAGUUGUGCUUGGUUUCAGAGAUGGCCAAGACCUAGGCAAUGCUUUUGGUGUCGUGGUCAUCCUAGUUAUGCUAAUCACUACCAUUCUCUUGACACUGGUUAUGAUUAUAAUAUGGAAAACUCCCUUGCCACUAGUUGCACUUUACUUCAUUCCAUUUUUCAUUCUCGAAGGCGUAUAUGUGAGUUCAGUUUUCACUAAAAUUCCUGAGGGUGGGUGGCUCCCAUUUGCCAUAUCCAUCUUCCUUGUUCUCAUAAUGUUCACUUGGUACUAUGGGAGACAAAAGAAGACAGAGUAUGAGAUGACCAACAAAACCACAUUGGAUGGCCUUAGCAAGCUUCUCUCUCAUCCGGGAGUUAACAGGGUCCCUGGUUUGUGCUUCUUCUACAGCAACAUACCAACUGGGCUACCCCAAACUCUCGAACACUAUGUAAAGAACAUGAGAUCACUCCACCGAGUCAUUAUCAUUACCACUUUUAAGUACUUAAUGGUAGCCAAAGUUGCAGGUGGAGAGAGAAUAAUAAUAAAGAGAUUAGGUCUUAGAGGAGUGUAUAGGUGCAUAGUGCAGUAUGGAUACGCUGAUUGCCUCAAUCCCGAAGGAGAUGACAUUAACAAUAGAGUGAUUAACUGCUUAAGAACAUAUUUGGAGAAGAGCUCAGCUGAGUCCCCGGAGCUCCUGCAGGAAGAGAUUUCGGAGUUGGACCAUGCCAGGAAAUUGGAGGUGGUACAUGUACUUGGGAAAACAAGGUUUCAGAUAAGUAAGAGGACAAGGUGGUUUGAUAAGGUGUUCAUUGGAUUCUACAAAGUGUUACAUGAAAAUUGCAGGUCAGCUCUGCCAUCUUUGGGGAUCCCUCUUAAUCAGAGGGUAGAAGUGGGCAUGCUUUGUGAGGCUUAACUCAACACUUCGAAUUGAUGCAAAGGAAAUAAAUGGAGCUUCCUUACUUGGGUCUCUUCCAUAGCAGUGUCUUAUGCUCUUUGAUAAUUCCUUCGAACCAUAUAGAAAGAAAAAUACAUAAUACAUUUCUUUUGAAACCCAACAAAGAAAAUAUAUUGUUGACUGUGUUAUUCUGCAGGGGGUUAAAAUUAUGGUUUUGAGGAUAUAUCUGAGUUUAUGUAUUCUAUAACUGGCUGAUUGGCUGCUGUUUGGUCUGGAGCUGUCUAACCCCCUUAACUACAAGUACUUGUAUUACACAUUCACAAAUUUGAAUCAAUAACAAUCUGUUAACUAUGCACGUCUUAGUGCAUGUUAUCUUGGAA